Gastrolobium bilobum is the source of this 2219-nucleotide messenger RNA. Its product is annotated as probable WRKY transcription factor 20. The coding region runs from base 222 to 1982 and encodes 586 amino acids. Gene Ontology annotation, molecular function: DNA-binding transcription factor activity; sequence-specific DNA binding. Lineage: Eukaryota; Viridiplantae; Streptophyta; Magnoliopsida; Fabales; Fabaceae. The transcript has 6 exons. The record is from RefSeq and is a predicted model, not a curated record. Gene Ontology annotation, biological process: regulation of DNA-templated transcription.
GAGAGAGAGAGAGAUCCACAGUUUCAAGUCAACUGAGUCCCACUCUCAGCAUCUCUGACAGAACCUUCAAAGACACACAAAAGAAAAAAAAGAAAAAGAAAAAAACACAACACAACACAACACAAAACAACAGCAAGACCGAGAAAAGAAAAAUGCCGAUUUGAAAUGACCCUUAUGCCCUUCGAUUCUUCGCUUUGAUUCCCAGCAACGCCGCCACCACAAUGGACGCUACUGCCACCAACUUCGGCAAACCCUACGCGGGUUCGGAGCUCCGGCUCGACGGGGCAUCCGAUGAUCCGAAUCGAGCCGGGUCGGGUCAGAAUUCGACAGCAAGGUACAAGCUGAUGUCGCCGGCGAAGCUUCCGAUCUCGAGGUCGCCGUGCAUUACGAUACCUCCGGGAAUGAGUCCGACGUCGUUUCUGGAAUCCCCGGUUCUUCUUUCCAACAUGAAGGUGGAGCCUUCACCUACUACUGGGUCCCUUCCUAAGCUUCAUCAAACUGCGGCUUCUACUGUGUCUGCUUCAUUUCCUGUAACCACUGCAUGCUUCAAUACCAAUAUUGUUGAUGACAGAAAAUCAAGCUUCUUUCAGUUUAAACCGCACAAUAGAUCAAAUAUGGUUCCUGCAGACUUCAACAACCUUGUAAGUGAACAAUCUACUCAAGUAAAAGGUCCAGGAAAAGCUGAAUCGUUUACCCCCUCACCAUUAGUCGAAAGUGAUAGAGCAGUUCCUUCUAAUGAAUUAAGCCUAUCAUCACCUGUUCAAAUGGUUAGUUCUGGGGCUUGUGCUCCUGUUGAUGUUGAUGUGGAUGAAUUUAAUCACAAAGGCAACACAGCUACUGGGCUUCAAACAUCACAUGUUGAGGUUAGAGGCAAUGGUCUUUCAGUUGCAGCUGAGAGAACGUCUGAUGACGGAUACAAUUGGCGAAAAUAUGGGCAGAAACAUGUUAAAGGAAGUGAAUUUCCGCGCAGCUAUUACAAAUGUACACAUCCUAACUGUGAAGUGAAAAAACUUUUUGAACGCUCCCCUGAUGGUCAAAUCACUGAGAUAAUUUACAAGGGAACACAUGAUCAUCCUAAACCUCAACCAAGUUGCCGAUAUUCUGCUGGUACCAUUAUGUCUUUGCAAGGAGACAGAUCUGAUAAGGCUUCUGCUUUGGCUGGUCGAGAUGACAAAGCAUCCAAUAUGUAUUGUCAGGUGUCUCAUGAAGCUGACCCCAACAAUACUACAGAGCUAUCACCUGUAGCAACAAAUGGUGAUAGUCUAGAGGGUGCUGGGUUUGUGUCAAACAGGACUAAUGAUGAGGUUGAUGAUGAAGAUCUCUUCUCAAAGCGAAGAAAAAUGGAACUUGGAAAUGCUGAUAUCACUCCUGUAGUUAAGCCUAUCCGGGAGCCACGGGUUGUUGUACAAACUCUGAGUGAGGUUGAUAUAUUGGAUGAUGGGUACCGCUGGCGUAAGUAUGGGCAGAAGGUAGUGAGAGGCAAUCCUAACCCAAGGAGUUAUUACAAAUGCACAAAUGCUGGUUGCCCUGUUAGAAAGCACGUGGAGAGGGCAUCUCAUGAUCCGAAAGCAGUAAUAACCACAUACGAGGGUAAGCACAAUCAUGAUGUACCGGCUGCAAGGAGUAGUAGCCAUGACAUGGCAGGACCAUCAACUGCAGGUGGACAGACUAGAAUUAAGUUAGAAGAAAGUGAUACUAUUAGCCUUGACCUCGGAAUGGGCAUGACCUCAGCUUCUGAAAAUAGAUCAAACGGGCAAGGCAAAAUGCUGCUCUCUGAAUUUGGGAAUGGUCAAAAUCACACCAGCAAUUCCAAUUUCAAGUUUGUUCAUACUACCCCAGCUUCCGUUCCUGUAUACUUUGGUGUUCUAAAUAACAGCUCAAAUCCGUUUGGUUCUAGAGAAAAUAGGAGUGAUGGUCCAUCUUUAAACCAUUCCUCGUAUCCUUGCUCACAGAACAUGGGAAGAGUACUAAUGGGUCCAUGAAACUGUUUACACAAGAAAAAUUAAAAUAAAAUUGUGAGUUGCAUUUUGCUUUCUUCUUUUUGGCGGGUAUAGCAUCAAAGGUAAAACAUCUCAUUUUCUAUAAGAAAAUGCAGGUAGUUCUUUUAUGUUUAUAUCACAAUAUUUGAGAGCUGCUGUUUAGUAUAAUUGGUAGUAGCUCCGGGUUGACUUUUAAAUCUAAUUGCUGUUUGUAAUUGUAUAAUUAUAUAUCCAAAUUCU